AUGUCGGUUUUGGUUAAUGGAAGUCCAACAAAGGAAUUUGAGGUUAAGAGAGGUUUGCGCCAAGGCGAUCCUUUAUCGCCUUUUCUCUUUGUUAUUGUGGCGGAGGCUCUCACUAGGUCGGUUCGAAAAUCGAUUGAUAUUGGGGAAUAUGAUAUGUUUGUCAUUAAAAGGAGUUGUAGUGUGGAUAUUCUUCAAUUCGCGGAUGAUACUUUGUUGGUAGGGAAUAGGACUUGGAAGCAUGUGAAGGCUUUGAAGACUGUGUUAAGAGCCUUUGAACUAGUUUCGGGUCUUGGCAUUAAUUUUCACAAACGCAAGUCGAUUGGUAUUAAUGUCCCGACUAAAUUUUUAAAAGCCGCCACUUUUUAUCUUUCUUGCAAAUUAGAAGAGAGUAGUUUCACCUUUCUUGGAAUUUCAAUUGGCAUCAAUCCUAGGAAGGAAUCAUCUUGGUAUCCUCUUUUAAACAAGAUGAGAAAUCGUCUAACGGGAUGGAAGAAUCAUUUUCUCAAUCAUGGAGGUAGAAUCACUCUUUUGAAAUCUAUUUUGACUUCUCUUAACAUCUUUACUUUAUCAUUUUACAAGAUAUCGGAUAAAGUGGUUAAGGAAGUUAAUAAGAUUCAAAGUAAUUUUUUUGGGGAGAAGUGGAAGACAAAAGGAAGAUUCAUUGGGCUAGAUACGGAUCUUAUUGUCUCUAAUUGUCGCUUCACUAUUGGAAAUGGUUAUAAUACCCCUUUUUUGGAAACUUGUUGGUUAGAGAAUGUUAUUUUGAAGGAGGCUUUUCCGGUUCUUUUUUCGGCUUCUUCUUUGAAGAAAGUAUCAGUGGGGCGUUUAGAGUCUUUUAGAGGUGUGCUUGAUGUAAAGGAUUCGGUUUUUUGGUCUCUAGGUCUGGAAAAGGGUUUUACGGUUUUCUCUUGUUACUCGCAUUAUGCUCUUUCGCGUUUUCCUUAUGAGCCUAUAAAUAGGUGUGAUGGGGUUUUGGAAGUUAUUUGGAAGAUGGAGGUGUCGUUCAAGAUUAAAGCUUUCGGAUGGAGACUUUUUGUUAAUAGAUUAUCCACUAAAGAUCUUUUGAGAAUUAGAGGUAUUAACUUUACUUUACCUAACUUAAAGUGUAUUUUUUGUGAUAAUCACUUGGAAGAUAGGAACCAUAUCUUUUUUAAGUGUGAUGUGAUUAAGAUUGUUUGGAGGAAAAUAGCUUCUUGGGUGAAUUUUCUGGGGGUGGUGGAGGAUGAAUGUCUCCCGUCUUUUAUGGAGUGGCAUUCUCUUGGCCGUGUAAAAAAACUAAAGAAGGCAAAUUUUGGGUGUUUUGGUUAG
Vicia villosa (hairy vetch) is the source of this 1308-nucleotide messenger RNA. RefSeq lists its product as uncharacterized. Bases 1 to 1308 code for a protein of 435 amino acids. The transcript has 4 exons. The record is from RefSeq and is a predicted model, not a curated record. NCBI's taxonomy places the organism in Eukaryota, Viridiplantae, Streptophyta, Magnoliopsida, Fabales, Fabaceae.